This is a messenger RNA of Helianthus annuus (common sunflower), 2137 nucleotides long. Its product is annotated as ubiquitin C-terminal hydrolase 22. NCBI's taxonomy places the organism in Eukaryota, Viridiplantae, Streptophyta, Magnoliopsida, Asterales, Asteraceae. Gene Ontology annotation, molecular function: zinc ion binding; cysteine-type deubiquitinase activity. The transcript has 3 exons. The coding region runs from base 243 to 1946 and encodes 567 amino acids. Gene Ontology annotation, biological process: protein deubiquitination. The record is from RefSeq and is a predicted model, not a curated record.
UCUUCUUCUCCACUCCCUGCUAAAAAGCGCCUCCUCAAACCCCUUUCUAUCUUUAUAACUAAUAUUAUUAAUAAUAUUCUGUUUCUUGAUUCAUUCAAACUCUAUCCAAAAUCCCCAAUUUAUCUUCAGUUUUAAUCAAAUCUUGAUUCUUUUUUGUUUGUUUCAGAUCAAGUUUUGAUUUUUAUCAAUUUUUAUCAAUUUUUUGUUAAUUUUUAUUAAUUUUUAUAACUUUCCCACCAAAAAUGUCAACAGCCCUGAAUCCCUGCAACCAUCUUUUGGAUUACAAGAAAAGAUACGGGUUAAAAGGGUUCAACUUGAUCCAAAAAUGGGUCAAAACAAGCCCAUAUGGAAAAACCCAUAUGGGAAAAUCAAAAUCUGAGAUACCCAGAUGCAGUUUUUGUUGUGGGUAUGAGGGUAGAUUGUACAUCUGUUUGAUCUGUUCAUCAAUGUCUUGUUCUUUACCAUCUGGGUCAAAUCAUGCCCUUUUGCAUAUGCAAACUCAGAUUGGUCAUGAGAUUGCUGUAGAUGUUCAAAGAUCUGAGCUUUAUUGUUUUGCUUGUGAUGAUCAGGUGUAUGAUCCUGAUUUUGAUAGGGCUGUGAUUUGUGAGCAGAUUGUGGGUAAUCUUGAUGGGGUUAGAUCUGGUAAUAAUAAUAAUAAGAGGAAAAGAUUAGGGUUUGAGGGUGGGUUGAAUUUGAAUUUGAAUUUGAAUUUGAAUUUGAAUUUGAGUUUGGAUUUGAAGGAUUUGAAAAGGGUUGUUGGUGUUAGUGGUGGAGAAUGGGAUCAUGGAAGGAGGAUAUCGAAAUCGUGUUUUCCGGUUGGGUUAAGAGGGUUGAACAAUUUGGGCAACACUUGUUUUAUGAAUUCUGUGUUGCAGGCAUUGCUUCAUGCUCCUCCUGUUAGGAAUUAUUUUCUUAGUGGUAGGCAUGAUCGCGAUUUGUGCCGGAAAACGUCUUCGGAUCGGUUUUGUUUGUCGUGUGACAUUGAUGUGAUCUUUUCGGCAGUGUUUUCGGGUGAUCGGGCGCCUUAUAGCCCGGCUCAGUUUCUAUACAGUUGGUGGCGGCUUUCAGAAAAUCUUGCGUGUUAUGAACAACAAGAUGCUCAUGAAUUCUUUAUGUCGGUUCUUGAUCGGAUCCACGAGAAAGAAGGGAAAACAAAAGGCACAAAUAAAGAUACCGGAGAUUGCCAUUGUGUAGUUCAUAGAGCGUUUUCGGGCUUAUUAAGAUCAGACGUUACUUGCACGACUUGCGGUUUCACUUCCACAACUUACGAUCCUUGUGUCGAUAUCUCUCUCGAUUUCAACACGAGCGUUGACCGUAUCGCACCUAACAAACCCCAAAAGUCAACCGAUUUAGGGAUAACGACUCUCGCUAGCUGCUUAGACCUCUUCACAAGACCGGAAAAACUCGGGUCCGACCAGAAAUUAUACUGCGAAAAUUGUCGAGAACGACACGAAUCCGUGAAGCAAAUGUCGAUCAAAAAACUCCCGUUGGUGUUAUGUUUACACGUGAAGCGAUUCGAACACUCGUUGGUUAGAAAAGCGUCGCGAAAAAUCGACCGGCAUUUGCAGUUCCCGUUUUCGUUGGACAUGACACCUUACGUUUCAUCGUCAAUCGUGCGAAAAAGAUUCGGGAACAGAAUCUUUGCGUUCGAUGGCGAUGAAUCGGAGAUAUCAACAAAUUUCGAGGUUUUUGCGGUGAUUACUCAUUCGGGUAUGCUUGAAUCCGGGCAUUACAUGACGUAUUUGCGGUUAAACGAGCAGUGGUACAAGUGUGAUGACGCUUGGAUCACCGAAGUCGACGAUGAGGUGGUGAGAGCAUCACAGAUUUACUUGGUGUUUUAUGUUCAAAAACCGAACUCGGGCCACAAAUCCGGUGAGGAUGGCGGGUGUCAUCUCCGGUCUUCUCCCUCAGGCGACUCGUUUGUGACGAUUGCUGGUUGUUGCUGAAAUUAUGGAUGUUUGUUUGGUGCAAAAUAAGGUCCAUUGAGGAAGUUUAUUAAUGGGUUUUUGGCUGUUGACCUUCCUGUUUGUACAGUAAAAUUCUUUUGUUCAAAACCCAGAGGACUUGCUGUUUUUAUUUGCAUUUCUUCCAAAUUGAUAAUAUUUAUUAAAUUUUAAUCAGAUUUUAUUAUAACAAA